AUGAUACCAAAGUAUAUUCAUGCUGGUUGUUAUUUGAGACCCAAUCCUUCCCUUAAUUCAAACGAUGAGAUAUACAGACCAAUAGAAGGAAGUAUCCAUGUCAAGCAGUUGACCAGUGGUGGUGACGUUGAAAUUAGUCUUGAUGUGUCAGGCUUUGACAGUCGAGCUCUUCAUGCGUUCCAUGUACAUUCCUAUGGAUACAUCGGUGAUACGGGAUGUGACGAUACAGGGGGUCAUUAUAACCCGUACGGUAAAUGGCACGGUGCCCCACAAGACUCUGAGCGCCAUGUUGGUGACCUUGGUAAUAUUCAGAGCGAUGAUGAUGGGAAUGUGAAAAUUGUUAUGCGUGACAAUGUAGCAUCGCUGGUUGGCGAAGAUUCUAUCAUUGGACGGUCCUUUGUGGUGCAUGUUGGCGUAGAUGACUUGGGUCGUGGAGGAGACGAAGGUAGUCGUACAACGGGCAAUGCUGGACCUCGUUUAGCUUGCUGCGUUAUCGGUCAUAUACCGGACUAA
This is a messenger RNA of Saccoglossus kowalevskii, 513 nucleotides long. RefSeq lists its product as uncharacterized. Gene Ontology annotation, molecular function: copper ion binding. The record is from RefSeq and is a predicted model, not a curated record. NCBI's taxonomy places the organism in Eukaryota, Metazoa, Hemichordata, Enteropneusta, Harrimaniidae. Gene Ontology annotation, biological process: superoxide metabolic process.